Messenger RNA from Rattus rattus (black rat), 1467 nucleotides. RefSeq names its product Rho GTPase activating protein 8 (gene Arhgap8). The transcript has 11 exons. Gene Ontology annotation, cellular component: cytoplasm. The coding region runs from base 59 to 1336 and encodes 425 amino acids. Gene Ontology annotation, molecular function: GTPase activator activity. Gene Ontology annotation, biological process: negative regulation of endocytic recycling; small GTPase-mediated signal transduction. NCBI's taxonomy places the organism in Eukaryota, Metazoa, Chordata, Mammalia, Rodentia, Muridae. The record is from RefSeq and is a predicted model, not a curated record.
CAGAGACAAGGAAGCAGCAGCCACACUGGGGGCCACAGGAGGGCCCUCAGUGGUGUUCAUGGCUGGCCUGGACCCCACACUGAGCACAAGUCACCCAUUCUAUGAUGUGGCCAGACACGGCAUCCUGCAGGUGGCAGGGGAUGACCGCCAGGGGAGACGCAUCUUCACUUUCAGCUGCUGCCGGUUGCCACCCUUGCACCAGCUCAACCACCAGCGUCUGCUGGAGUAUCUGAAGUACACACUGGACCAGCAUGUGGAGAACGACUAUACUAUCAUCUACUUCCACUAUGGCCUCAGCAGCCAGAACAAACCAUCUCUAGGCUGGCUCCAGAACGCCUACAAGGAGUUUGACCGGAAGUACAAGAAGAACCUGAAGGCAUUGUAUGUUGUGCAUCCCACCAGCCUCAUCAAAGCACUGUGGAACAUCUUCAAGCCCCUCAUCAGUCACAAGUUUGGGAAAAAAGUCACCUACUGCAGCAACCUGCGUGAGCUCCGGGAACACCUUCAGUGCGACCAGCUGCUCAUCCCCCCGGAAGUAGUGCGGUAUGAGGAGAAGCUGCGAAACCUGCACAAAGGCCAGCCAGCCCCUCCCACCAAGACGCCGCCACCUCGGCCGCCUCUGCCCACCCAGCAGUUCGGCGUCAGUUUGCAAUACCUCAGAGACAAAAAUCAAGGUGAACUCAUCCCCCCUGUGCUGCGUUGGACGGUGACAUAUCUGAGAGAAAAAGGACUGCACACUGAGGGCCUGUUCCGGAGAUCAGCCAGCGCCCAGACUGUCCGCCAGGUGCAGCGGCUCUAUGAUCAAGGGAAGCCUGUGAACUUUGAUGAUUACGGUGACAUGCACCUCCCAGCUGUGAUUCUGAAGACAUUUCUUCGAGAGCUGCCCCAGCCGCUGCUGACCUUCCAAGCCUACGAGCAGAUUCUCGGGAUCACCAGUGUGGAGAGCAGCCUACGGGUGACCCACUGCCGCCUGAUCCUACGGAGCCUCCCAGAACACAACUAUGCUGUCCUCCGCUACCUCAUGGGCUUCCUGCAUGAGGUGUCUCUGGAGAGCAUUUCAAACAAGAUGAACAGCUCUAACCUGGCAUGUGUGUUUGGGCUGAACUUGAUCUGGCCAUCCCAGGGGGUGGCUUCCCUGAGCGCCCUGGUUCCUCUGAACUUGUUCACAGAGCUGCUGAUAGAGUACUAUGACAAAGUCUUCAGUGCCCAGGAGGGCCCUGGGGAGCACAUCCGGGAUACUGUCGAAACGAAACAGGCUGGUCCUGUUACCAAAGAAUUCACACAGAUGGGCACUCCCCGGGCCUCACCAUACCUGUCUCGCCUCCGUAUCCCCUGAGUAGCUGGGGACACCUCAAGAUGGAGAUUGGAGAUGCCCCCUUCCAUUCUAUGCAUCUGUGUACCUGGUUGUCUUACAAACUUACUGUCUUUAAGAAGACACAGGAAUUAAAUGGACCCAGAACUUUCUAA